Arabis nemorensis is the source of this 744-nucleotide messenger RNA. NCBI's taxonomy places the organism in Eukaryota, Viridiplantae, Streptophyta, Magnoliopsida, Brassicales, Brassicaceae. The record is from the annotation of a GenBank genome assembly.
AUGGUACUCAAAGGAGAGAUUCUUUACAUCCUUACGCCCCGCAGUUACUUUCGAAGUCUUGAUUUGUCUGGACAAGACGGUUUCAAGGAUGUCUCCUACAUGGUUCCAAUGUAUCAGCCACUUCUCACUGAAAGACAGCAAGCAACUAAGAUCAUCUCAAAAAGCGUCAAGAUUGCUGUCACAAGAUCAGGAGAAGUUUUGAUGGUCGAUAUCCUUGUUUACGAGGACGCAACCUCUACAAGGCGUAGGAUCUUCCGUCUCUCCAAGAGGGAUCCUACUCUAGACCCGAAUCUCGACUUCAACCUUUCUGAGGUGGAUUCUCUAGGUGAUGAGGCCCUUUUUCUGGAUUCGGGUAUCAUCGUGCCUGCUGACCAAACCCUUGGUAUCNAGCCAAACUCCAUCUAUUUCACCCGUGAUGACCGUGUCCGCAGCAAUAAACAUACAUGCCUCGACAUCUGUGUGUACAAUCUUACAAGAAAGACCCUCAAACGCUUCGACAGUCUCUCCAACCCUCUGAUUGGAGCCAACCUCUUGAGCAUAUACGUAGGACGCAAGAAAUUUCAGCUACAGCAUAAAUACAAGAGAGUCCAUGCUAUUUAUUAUGCACAAGUGAACUACGCAACAACACAAAAUGUGGCCAUAGUCUUUGUCUUUACUAGGAUUCAGAAGAUUAUUCAAACUGAUGAGGAAGUCGGGAAAAUAGCACUUAUGUCAAACAAGAUGCAAGAACCUAGAAAUCAAUAG